Messenger RNA from Erigeron canadensis, 2337 nucleotides. RefSeq names its product probable CoA ligase CCL6. Gene Ontology annotation, molecular function: long-chain fatty acid-CoA ligase activity. NCBI's taxonomy places the organism in Eukaryota, Viridiplantae, Streptophyta, Magnoliopsida, Asterales, Asteraceae. The record is from RefSeq and is a predicted model, not a curated record. Gene Ontology annotation, biological process: cutin biosynthetic process; fatty acid metabolic process; wax biosynthetic process. The transcript is spliced from 19 exons. The coding region runs from base 72 to 2051 and encodes 659 amino acids. Gene Ontology annotation, cellular component: membrane; endoplasmic reticulum.
CAUCAUUCACUACUCCCUCCAUCUCUCUCUCUCUCUCUCUGCCCCUGCAAAUUAAACAUAAUAACACUAUAAUGUCUGUUUACACUGUUAAAGUUGAGGAUUCAAGGGCGGCCGACGGACAAACCCCGUCAGCCGGCCCGGUUUAUAGGUGCAUUUAUGCCAAGGAUGGUCUCAUGGACUUGCCUCCUGGUUAUGAUUCUCCUUGGGACUUUUUCAGUGAGUCCGUUAAAAGAAACCCGAAGAACCCUGCGCUUGGUCGACGUCAAAUCAUCGAUGGGAAGGCUGGUGGCUAUUCAUGGUUAUCAUAUCAAGAUGCUUACAAUUCUGCUUUACGUAUUGCCUCAGCCAUUCGAAGUCGAUCUGUUAAUCCUGGAGACAGGUGCGGUAUAUAUGGACCUAACUGUCCUGAAUGGAUCAUUUCUAUGGAGGCUUGUAACAGCAAUGGCAUAACAUAUGUACCUUUAUAUGAUACACUUGGUGCUAACGCGGUCGAGUACAUCAUCAACCAUGCAGAAAUUUCGUUAGUUUUUGUUCAAGAGAACAAGUUGCCUGCGAUCUUAUCGUGUCUUCCAAAGUGCUCAUCCAAUCUGAAAACUAUCGUCAGCUUUGGGAAGUUCUCUGAAUCACAAAAGAAGGAAGCAGAGGAACAAGGUGUUGAUUGCUUCUCAUGGGAAGAUUUUUCUUUAAUGGGAAGUUUGGAAGAUGAACUACCUGCAAAAAAUAAGACUGACAUUUGCACAAUAAUGUACACAAGUGGAACAACCGGAGAACCAAAGGGUGUCAUACUAACUAACAGUGCUUUCAUGUCAGAAGUCUUGUCGAUGCAUCAACUACUUGUUGAAACAGAUAAACCUGGCACAGAAGAAGAUACAUACUUCUCAUUUCUUCCUUUGGCACAUAUAUUUGAUCAGAUAGUUGAGACAUAUUGCAUUUACAGUGGUUCCUCGAUUGGGUUUUGGCAAGGAGAUAUUAGAUAUUUGAUUGAGGACCUUCUUGUGUUGAAACCAACCAUAUUUUGUGGUGUUCCAAGAGUUUAUGACCGCAUUUAUACUGGUAUAAUGGCGAAGAUUUCAGCUGGGGGUGCUGUAAGGAAGGCAUUAUUUGAUUUUGCAUACAACUAUAAAUUGUGGAACCUUGAAAAGGGAAUACAACAAGACAAAUCAGCCCCACUUUUGGACAAGCUUGUCUUCGAUAAAAUUAAACAAGGGUUCGGAGGAAGGGUUCGUCUUAUGUUAUCUGGUGCUGCGCCUUUGCCUAGACAUGUUGAAGAAUUUUUGCGAGUGACAUGUUGUACUGUCCUCUCGCAAGGAUAUGGACUUACUGAAAGUUGUGGUGGAUGCUUUACAUCCAUAGCAAACGUGUACUCUAUGAUCGGAACUGUGGGUGUACCCAUGACAACCAUCGAGGCAAGGCUUGAGUCUGUAACAGAUAUGGGUUACGAUGCACUUGGUAGUGUGCCACGUGGGGAAAUUUGUCUAAGGGGAAACACACUAUUUUCUGGGUACCACAAGCGAGAGGAUCUUACUAAGGCUGUCCUUGUUGAUGGCUGGUUCCAUACAGGUGAUAUUGGGGAAUGGCAGGCCGACGGGGCAAUGAAAAUCAUUGACAGGAAAAAGAAUAUAUUCAAGUUGUCCCAAGGGGAGUAUGUUGCAAUUGAAAGCAUCGAAAGUAUCUAUUCACGGUGUCCUUUGGUAACCUCGAUUUGGGUGUAUGGCAAUAGUUUUGAAUCUUUCCUUGUGGCGGUUGUGGUGCCCGAUAGAAUGGCAAUCGAAGAAUGGGCAGCAAAAAACAAUGAAUCAGGAGAUUAUGUAUCAUUGUGCAAGAACUCGAAUGCUAGAAAAUAUGUUCUAGAUGAGCUUAAUUCUGAAGCUCAAAAUAAUAAACUUCGUGGAUUCGAGAUGCUGAAAGCAGUUCAUCUAGAGCCAUUACCAUUUGACUUCGAGAGGGAUUUAAUAACUCCAACAUUUAAACUAAAGAGGCAGCAGCUCCUAAAAUACUAUAAGGAUAGCAUUGAUCAGUUAUAUACUGAAGCAAAGUCAUCCAAGAAAUGAACCAAAAAAGCGUAGACGAAUGACACGCCACGUAUUUCUCUGUAUGAUGUUUCUUGUUUGUAUUUUAUAUAUAAAAAGUAUAUCUGUAGUUUAGUUUGGAGAUGGAUUUAUCACUUUCUACGGAUGACUAUAUUAUUUGUAAAGACUGCAUUAGGUGGCUUGUAUUCAUGUAUUGGGACACUGGUGUACUACGGAAAAAAAAAGAAAAAAACCCUUAUAUGUGUGCACUAUGCAUAUAUGCUUCAACAUUUUUAAGGUCAAUAUAUCAAGGACUAUUUAAUACAAA